GUCGCUAUUGCCAUAGUGAUCAUCCAAAUUGAAUGUGACAGAUUCAGCCAAAAAUCAUUGAAUUUAUAUAGUCUUUCCUUCCAGAGAUCGUAUGGUUUUGUUGUUAGACUGACGCUUCACCUAAGAAAUUCAAAAUGAGCGCUGUAACAACAGCUACAAGUAUGAGUUCAUCUGAAGUACCAAGUAAUGUUGGACCUGGUGGAAAUCAACCAGAAAUUCCAGAAGAACUACCAAUAGCAAGCGAAGAAGGACUUAGAUUUCUUGAAAGUAUAAUUCCAGAGGAAGAUUAUAAAUACCUGAUGUUUGAUGACAAUCUAGCCACCACAUCAGAUACUGGUAAAGAACUGGGAGAGUUUACAGUAUCAGUAGAACCUACUCGAUACAAAUCACAAGACUGUUUCCUCAUCCACGCUAAUAGUCAUGGUGCUAUUGAUGGUGUUCCAUGUGGUACAUCUAUCACAGCUUAUGUUGGUCAGAAUCUAGAAACAAUUGAACAACAACAUCAUGAAUAUGUUAAGCUUGAAAACUGUCCACUUGAUAGAAAAACAUUCAUUGUGCAACAAGAUGAAGGAUAUGUUGUAAACAGAGUUAUAACACAAGGGGAGGAUGUACAACGAUCAUCAAAGACUUUAGAAUUGGAACAGAUGAAAGGAUUUAUCUCUGAAGGAUCAAAUUUACUGCUGCACAGACUGUUAAUUGAGAAAGGAGUAUCAGAAAAUUUACAAUUGUUGUCAUUUGAUUCUGAAACUAAUCUAUGUGCUGCUUCUUAUAAACCUUUAGAGGACAGAACACAGACAGUUGAUGGUACAGAAAUCAGGGUAUAUGGUGUAGAAAGAACAAUCAACUCUUUUGUAGAUCUUCCUACCACAUGGCAGUCAUAUUUUGUACAAGAUGGGCAUUUGUCCAGUAGAGUACAGGUUGGAUCACCAGUCACCAUGAAAUUAAUCAAAGUACCACAACUCAUAGAGAGAGAUGAAGAACCACCAAAGCCAGUAUUUGAGAAGAAACCAUUGAACUGGGAGGAAGACAUGCAGUUGUAUUCUAGAUUUCUUGAUAGAAAGGAGGAACUAAAAGCUGACCACUCUUCCUAUAUUAGAUCACAUCCAGAACUUAAAAGUAUUCUAGCAGACUUUUUACAGUUUCUGUUAUUACGGAAACCAGAUGAUGUUGUACAGUUUUGUGCUGAAUAUUUCUCAGCUUUUUCUCCUACCAUGCCAACAUCAACUUCUUAUCUUGCUUCGAAUGCUCCAACACCUUUCCCAGCCAGCAGGACCAACACAAAAAUAGAUCAGCUAAGAGCACCUACUCGAUAGAUAACAAUAGUACAAAGUCAUUUGUUUACUCUCUGGUUGUAUAAAUCUUGAUGGUAGCAUGUUCUGUUAUCAAGAAUGUUAUGAAAACAACAAUUAUUUCAGUCCAAGAAUAUCAAAUCUUAAAUUUUGGUUAUUUAUAAAAAUGAUUCAAUAAAGCAAAUCAAGCUUGGAUAUGGUACCUGAAAUUGAUUGAUAGAAGUUUUCUUUACAACAGUAAAAUAUAUGGAACUAUUCUAUAAAAUGGCAUUGUCUUUUGUUCCUUCAAUUAAUAGUAAAAAGAUAAGAUUUAUGUCAUUUGGAAAAGUGAUGAUUAUAUUGUUUUAGUUCUGAAUGUAUUUCUAUCAGCCUUUUCAAAUUGAUUUUUUAAAAUGAAAAUGAGAAAUAUUUGUUUACAUUUUCAUUAAAUUUAAAUACCAGUAAUGCUGAAAUAUUUUACAAGUAACUUGAACAAACAACUAAUAUGCCUUGUUACCAUGUAAGUGUUAGACUUUCACCAAAGAUGACAUUAGUUUUAUAAAGGACAUUUCAGUGAAUAUAUUGUUAACUGUUUUUAUUAUUGUUAUUUUAAAUUAUACAUGUAUAUAUGUAUGUAUAAUUAUAUUGUUACAUAAUGAUGUUCCAAUCAUUGAUUAUAAUAGUAAAUGUAGUGAUUGUUGAAAAUUUUAGAUUAAUCAAUUAUAAUUUCAGCAAUCAAUACUGGAUAAAGGUAAAAAUAUCUCUACGAUUAUCGUUUUUCACGGAACCUCUUCCCCAUCCCUGUAAAUGUAACAAUGCCGUAAAACACCCAUGACACAUUUAUUUUAUACUUAUACCCACUCUUUUGGUGUAUUCUACGUUUACAUAUCUGUAUGUUAGGAUACUUCUCCUUCAAUAUUAUAUUUGACAUGCACCAGUAUUACAUGAGGAACAAGUUCUUACUUUAUUUGCAAAUCAAUUAAAAACCUGUCAUAAGAAAAAUUUGAAUUGAGCUGAUUCCCAACACUAAAAUUGUAUGAUAAACAUUUCUUCAUCUUCAUCAUUGUAUAUAUUAUAAUCAUUUAUUUUGCUAUUGUUGACAAUAUAAUAAAGAUAUUGUUAUAAAG
Molecule: messenger RNA, 2395 nt
Organism: Mytilus californianus (California mussel)
Lineage: Eukaryota; Metazoa; Mollusca; Bivalvia; Mytilida; Mytilidae
Product: ciliogenesis-associated TTC17-interacting protein-like
Exons: 10
Coding region: 135-1313 (392 amino acids)
Biological process (GO): cilium organization; actin filament polymerization
Source: RefSeq, a predicted model, not a curated record